Apis florea (little honeybee) is the source of this 1105-nucleotide messenger RNA. RefSeq names its product mitochondrial ribosomal protein L4 (gene mRpL4). Gene Ontology annotation, cellular component: ribosome. The record is from RefSeq and is a predicted model, not a curated record. Gene Ontology annotation, biological process: translation. Gene Ontology annotation, molecular function: structural constituent of ribosome. NCBI's taxonomy places the organism in Eukaryota, Metazoa, Arthropoda, Insecta, Hymenoptera, Apidae.
AAUCAAGAAUUUUCAGAAACAAUUUAGGUUAUUGUUAUAUUAUAAGCAAUAUAUUUAAUUUGAAUCUAAAGAGAAAUUGUUUAUUAAUAUGUUAAAACUUAGAAAAAUUAUUACAAAAUUACAAACAUGUUCAUAUCAAGGAUUAACAUAUUGUACAAAGACUAUUAUGGAAAAAAUCAAUCCAAUUAUUUCUAAGAAAAAUUAUUCAGAUGAAAAUUAUUUUUAUCAAAAACCACGAGAAGUGUGGUUAGAAAAUUUAGAUACUAUUCAAAGAAAAAAGUUGGGACUUAUGAUCUUACACCCUGAUGUUUAUGGUGCAGCUCCUAGGAUAGAUAUAAUACAUCAAAAUGUGCAAUGGCAAAAAAUGUAUCGUUUCGUGUCUUAUGCACAUACAAAAGUGCGUUCAGAAGUAAGAGGUGGUGGCAAAAAACCUUGGCGACAAAAAGGAUUAGGCCGUGCACGUCAUGGAAGUAUACGUUCUCCAUUAUGGAGAGGUGGUGGUAUUAUACAUGGACCUAGAUCUCCUACAACUCACUUCUAUAUGUUGCCCUUUUAUAGUCGUGUUAAUGGACUUACAUCUACAUUAUCUAUUAAAUUAGCUCAAGAUGAUUUAUAUAUUAUUAAAGAUUUAGAAAUACCAUCAAAUGAACCAUCAUAUAUUGAAAAAUUAAUAGAAGAAAGACAUUGGGGUCCUUCUGUACUGUUUGUUGAUACUGAUGAUAUCAUGCCAAUAAACAUUACAGAAGCUACAGACACAAUAAAACAUAUAAAUUUAAUGCCUGUAUAUGGAUUAAAUGUCUAUAGUAUGUUAAAACAUGAUACUUUAGUUCUCACUGAAAGAGCUGCACGUUUAAUUGAAGAUAAAAUAUUAUAUCAUUUGCACAGACCAGAUUCUCGUAAAAUAAUGGCAAAAUUUAAACUUAAUCAAUAAUAAAAAUUGAAAAAUACAGAAGAAAUAUAUUUAUUAUUUAUAAAAAUUUAUCUAUUUUGUAUAACAAUAUAUGAUAUCUUAUAACAAUCUUAAUUAUAUCAAAAUUAUUUUCAUUAAUUUAUUUGUCAUGAGGUAAAAUUCACAUUCUAAUUACAAAUAAAAGUCAUUUCCUCU